AUGGACAAAUUGUGGGUCUGGACAGUCUAUGCGAAUACUGGAUCCGCCUCGUCUGCGUUCAAGCAGGCUCGCACAAUCGCCGAAAAGGGCCGCACGUCAGUCACGGCACAAUUCGACAAAGUCGACAAGCGUUUUCCCAUGGGCGCGCAGGGACGCACGAACUCGUCGUCGUCGGCUGGCGGUCUCGCAUCGCCCGGUCUCGCAACUGGCACAUCCUCUUCGGCUGCUCCGCCUCCUCCUCCUCCGACUCGAACAGGCGGACCGCCUCCUCCGCCAGGACGGGCGCGCGCGCCGAGUGCGGCGUCAAGCUCAGCCGGUUUCGCCGCAGCAAGCGCAGGAACGGCUGUCGGCGGAGGAAGGGGCCUCUUCAGCGGGAUGGACGAGCACGAGAAGCAGGCGUUCUUCAGCCUCCUCGACGAGUACUUCAGCUCGCGACCGCAAUUUGCGGGAAUGUUUGGCGGCGAAGCCGGCUUGGGAGCGCCACCUCCCUUCUCGCCAACUUCCGCCGCCCCUCCUCCUCCUCCCGCCGCAUCUCGCCCACCUCCGCCAGCAGCACGCGGUAUAGGCCAUGCCAUCGCACUAUACGACUACGCCGGUGGGCAGCCUGAAGACCUUGCCUUCAACGAGAACGACCGGAUUACGGUGCUCGAGGUUGUUGACGACGACUGGCUCAAGGGCGAGCUCAACGGCCGCGUCGGCAUUUUCCCGAAGUCGUACACACAAAUGCAGGGGUGA
Molecule: messenger RNA, 735 nt
Organism: Rhodotorula toruloides NP11
Lineage: Eukaryota; Fungi; Basidiomycota; Microbotryomycetes; Sporidiobolales; Sporidiobolaceae
Product: endophilin-A
Exons: 4
Coding region: 1-735 (244 amino acids)
Biological process (GO): endocytosis; plasma membrane tubulation; actin cortical patch localization
Cellular component (GO): actin cortical patch
Molecular function (GO): lipid binding; protein binding
Source: RefSeq, a predicted model, not a curated record